Molecule: messenger RNA, 587 nt
Organism: Hyposmocoma kahamanoa
Lineage: Eukaryota; Metazoa; Arthropoda; Insecta; Lepidoptera; Cosmopterigidae
Exons: 2
Coding region: 87-569 (160 amino acids)
Molecular function (GO): nucleic acid binding
Source: RefSeq, a predicted model, not a curated record
UAGUCAUCAAUAAGGCCCCAACCAGUGCAACAAAAGUUGCUGAUGUAAAGCUGUGGUUGCUACAAAACAAUAUACAAUUUGAUGAAAUGAUGCGUAAACCUGAAUUGUUAAUGCUUGUAAAACGCCACAAACCAGAGGCCCUUUAUGAAAUUGACCAAAUAUUGGGGGAUCAUGGUCACACUGUGGUACGGCUGCCUCCAUAUCAUUGUGACCUCAAUCCUAUUGAAUUGAUAUGGGGAGUUGCAAAACAUAAAAUUGCCUCUGUCAAUGUAGGGUCCAUUGACAUAAAGAUGGCAGCUGAACAAGCAUGCCAAGCGAUUACUGCCGAAGAUUGGAAAAAUUCAUGCCAACAUGUUAUUAAAAUUGAAAACGAGUAUUAUGAAAGGGGUAUGACUAUGUAUGACGACAUUGAAAAAUUGGUUAUUAACGUCAGAGAUGAGAGCAGUAGCGAGACCACUUCAGAUUCAUGUGAUUCAGAUGAGUUUGUUGUUGCCGGAACGUCUAGCCAAGAUACAAUAGAGUUUUCUGGGGUGGAAUAUCUCGAUGAAAAUGUUUUGGAAUCUGAUUGAUUUAAAAUUAAAAAAAAA